UUGACGCAACAGGAAGUGGCAUAAAUUUUAAUGGAUGUAAAGGUUUGACGGUAUGGCCUUUGUUGUCCGGUUUGAAUAGCCUACAGAAGCUUUAUCUAGGUAACUGUGGCACAUCAGAAAUUCCGGAGAGUAUUGGAUCAUUAGUUUCAUUGAAAGAGUUAUAUUUAGACGGAAACGAUUUCGAAAGCAUUCCUGCAAACAUCAAACAACUCUCUAACUUGGACAUUCUUAUGCUGCAUGAUUGCAAGAGGCUUAGAUAUUUGCCAGAGCUUCCAGGCACAAGGUCAUUUUCUGCAUUAAAUUGCACCUCUUUAGAAUUUGUAUCAUUUUCGUCCUUUUCCAAAGCAAAAAGAGGAGAUGCCCGUCGGUACACUAAUCUUAAUUUUGGUAACUGCAUCAAAUUGGGUGAUAAUGUACGUCUUCAAAUUACGGAAGCUCUGUUCUCAGCACAACAAGGCCAGAACGACUAUCGAUUAUGUAUCCCUGGGGUGGAAGUGCCGCAAAGUAUGAAAUAUCGAACAAGUGGGUCUCAUCUUUCAGUUCAGUUGGAAAGGCCUGAUUGUAUGUUGGGUUUUUAUUUUUCUGCUGUUAUUGAUUUCCAAGAUUUUGAUAUAUAUGAAAUUUCGGGUUGUGGGAUCUUCCAAGAUAAAUCUGGAAAGACGUAUGAGUAUGACUUUGACUUUAAUUCUAUAUAUUUUGGGCGGUUUAAGUUAGAUUCAAAACAUGUGUUCCUUGGGUAUCAAACUUUUGAGCAUGAAAUGAAUUUCACUCGAGUCUCAUUCCAGCUUAAUCAACGUGAAUAUUUAAGGGAUGAGAGGGUGAUCAAUUGUGGCAUUCAUCCUAUAUAUCGGGAAGAAUACAGGAAAGCGGAAAGAAGGAAUAAAAGAAGGAAAGAAUCGGACAAGGAUAUAGUACAGGCGGCAAACACUGAAUUAUGGGAGAAGAAUUCAAGACAAAGACUCUGAUUAAUGUCAAUUAGUAUGGCAAAUGGAAAUUGACAAUAGGUAAAGAAAUUUCUAGUUUCUGUGUGUUUUACUUUGGGAUUUUGGUUGACUUCGGUUUUCAAUCACAGCAUCACAGCAGUGAAGAGAAUCAGUUUAUUAUUGGCUGUUACUUGGGUAUUAGCACUCGUAAUAGCUAAUCUAUUUCUAAGUUUCUGCAGUUGUACGUUGGCAUUGUAUCUUAA
This is a messenger RNA of Jatropha curcas, 1186 nucleotides long. NCBI's taxonomy places the organism in Eukaryota, Viridiplantae, Streptophyta, Magnoliopsida, Malpighiales, Euphorbiaceae. The record is from RefSeq and is a predicted model, not a curated record.